Molecule: messenger RNA, 600 nt
Organism: Acanthosepion pharaonis
Lineage: Eukaryota; Metazoa; Mollusca; Cephalopoda; Sepiida; Sepiidae
Source: the annotation of a GenBank genome assembly
AUGGUUAUAUUUUCCCUGGUUCUGUUCGCUUUCUUUCGUAUUUUUUCUAGCAUUCAUUUUAUUUUCUUCUCUUUCCAAACCUUUUCAUUCUUUCUUUCAUUUUAUUUUUCUUCUCAUUCCAAACUCUUUCACUAUUUCCGUCAUUUUAUUUUUCUUCCCUUUCCAAACUCUUUCAAUCUCUCCUUUAUUUUAUUUUCUUCUAUAUCCAAACUCUUUUAUUCAUUCGUUCAUUUUAUUUUCCUUCUCUUUCCAAACUUUCACCACCUCCUUCAUUUUAUUUUUCUUCUCUUUCCAAACUCUUUCACCACCUCCUUCAUUUUAUUUUUCUUCUCUUUCCAAACUGUUUUAUUCAUUCGUUCAUUUUAUUUUUCUUCUCUUUCCAAACUCUUUCCCUCCCCCUUCAUUUUGUCUUUUUCUCUUUCCAAACUCUUUCAGGCUCUUCUUCAUUUUAUUUUUCUUCUCUUUCCAAAUUCUUUCACCGCAAUCACGUACGGUGUAUCACGACCGGUGGCUGGGACGAACUCUCUGCAGUCUCGUCUCUGUCUUCUAUUACGUCUCGUCUGGCGAAUUCACUUCGCGCAUUCGUAUUUAUGGACAUAA